This is a messenger RNA of Stegostoma tigrinum, 4022 nucleotides long. RefSeq names its product LEM domain containing 3 (gene lemd3). Bases 52 to 2520 code for a protein of 822 amino acids. Gene Ontology annotation, molecular function: chromatin DNA binding. Gene Ontology annotation, cellular component: nuclear inner membrane. The transcript is spliced from 13 exons. The record is from RefSeq and is a predicted model, not a curated record. Gene Ontology annotation, biological process: negative regulation of BMP signaling pathway; nuclear envelope organization. Lineage: Eukaryota; Metazoa; Chordata; Chondrichthyes; Orectolobiformes; Stegostomatidae.
GCAGCGAGCCUGUAGCGUCACUUCCGGCAGUCUCACGCCUCGCGCGGUAAGAUGGCGGCGCAGUUAACGGACGCGGAAUUGUUUUCCGAACUGAAAAAGUUCGGUUUGGUCCCGGGUCCCGUGACCGAGAGCACGCGCCCCGUCUACCUGAAAAAGCUCAAGAAGCUGCGCGAGGACCGCGGCGCCAGGCCUAAAACCAGGAACGGCGGCGGGACAGGCCCGAGUUCGGGCCUGGGCCUCGGCGUGUCGGCCAGCCCCACGACUAACCCUAUCACCCCGGGCAAGCUGCUGGGUUUCAGCUCGGACGAGUCGGACGCCGAGCUCAACGGCAGAAGGAGCGACGCCGGCAAGAGGACGAGCAGGACGGAUAAAGCUCCGGGCGACUGCCCCCGCCCGCGGCCUAGUCACAGCAAGGGGAGGAACACUCCUCCGAGAAUGGUGAACAGCAACAACAGCGGCGGUGGUGCGGGGCUUUUGGCUGGCAAAGGGAACCCCACCCCUUGGUGGAGGCCGAAUCCAUGUGGCGGCGUCCAGCAGUCGCCGGAGGAAGAGGAACGACCUCCGGGAACCGACAUGCAGAGCCACAACAACAACAGCAGCAGCAGCAAUCGUGUCUCCUACGUUAGGGAGGAUAACUACUCCGAUUCCGAGGAUGAACGAGAAGAAGAAUCGAGCCGGAGGCCCAAUUCCAGGCGGAGUCACUCCAAGAAAUUACAGGCCACCGUUAACAGUCAUAACCCGAGGGUGAUCGUGGAGGAGAGCGGCGCCGGCAGGAGAGGCGGCGCCAAACGGAUCCACGACGUCGCCGGCGGUCCUUACUGUCUAGACACCAGGAGAGACCAACUAGAGGAGGAGGAAGAGGAUCAGAGGGAGAAAGACGCCACAGCGGAGCCCACCAUGUUAUUGCGGUUCCGUAAUUCCUCUUCCAAAAAGAUUAGUCCAGGACUGCUGGCUGCUGAAAAGGAGAGACUUUACAUGAGCAGCACCAGAAACAAUAAUCACGUCAGCACAAGUAAUUUUAUUACUAGUCCGAGUGGCCCUUCGUCCUCCCUUUUGAUCAAUGCUAAUCACUCAAACCAUACGGGCAGUAACCACAUCUACAGUACAUAUCGCAAAAGCCCCAGAGAGCCUGAGGAGGAAUUAUUGCAGCAAUUUAAAAGGGAGGGGGGUUCGGCAACCGGUGGAUUCAGUGCACACUACUUAUCCAUGUUUCUUUUAACUGCUGCAUGUCUAUUUUUUGUCAUUUUGGGACUUACCUAUAUAAGGAUGAGGGGUUCAGGAGGAACAGAAGGAGUUCUUAACGUAAAAUUACAGCCGUUUGGAAUAGAUAAUAAGAUUGAAGAGAAAAGAGUAACUUUGAUUAUUCUUCAUAGACUGCAUGAUCAUCUAGCAAAAAUAGCAGGAGACUACGAUUGUGGAGAUCAUGUCCAUUAUAAAAACAGAAGUCUGUCUGUCCAAGAUGCUGCUGAAUAUGUAACUGUUCUUGAUCCCAAUCAUGAAAAGAAAUUUAAUGGUUCACUACAAUGGAUUUUACAGAGUACAGAUGACUUUGGUAUAAAGUUGCUUGGCAGUGACUCUGAAGUCAAGGUAAAUGAUGUUAGUGAAGUACGGUAUCUGGAAUCCACGCAUCCACAGAUGUCAUUUAUCUGCCGCUUUCGUCGUGCAUUCCUAACUGUCUUGCACAGGAUGUUUAUAUUUCUUGUGGGUGUAGGAAUUGUGUGGGGAGUGCUUCAUUACAUGAAGUAUCGUUGGCGGAAGGAAGAGGCAGAGACCAGACAGAUGUACGACAUGGUGGAAAGAAUCAUAGAUGUUCUGAGAAGCCAUAACGAAGCCUGCCAAGAAAAUAAGGACUUGCAGCCUUAUUUGCCUAUUCCUCAUGUACGUGAUUCUCUCAUACCACCCCAGAAUAGGAAAAAGAUGAAAAAGGUGUGGGAGAGAGCUGUUGUUUUUGUUGAAACCAAUGAGUCCCGUAUUCGGAAAGAAACCCAAAGAGUAGGAGGAGGAGAUUUCUUAGUUUGGAGAUGGACUCAACCAUCUUCAACUUGUGAUAAAAUAACAGUUGUGCCGUCCAAAGUAUGGCAAGGAAAAGCCUUCCACCUUGAUGGUAGAAAUUCUCCACCUAACAGUUUGACACCCUGUUUAAAGAUUCGGAAUAUGUUUGACCCUGUCAUGGAAAUUGGGGAUGACUGGCAUAUUGCAAUUCAGGAAGCAAUCCUAGAAAAGUGCAGUGACAAUGAGGGAAUCGUUCAUAUUGCGGUGGAUAAGAAUUCACGUGAGGGUUGCGUGUAUGUGAAGUGUUUGUCUCCAGAAUAUGCAGGCAAAGCUUUUAAAGCACUUCAUGGGUCAUGGUUUGACGGAAAAUUAGUGACUGUAAAAUAUCUGAGAUUAGAUCGUUAUCAUUAUCGCUUUCCUCAGGCAGUCCAUUGCAACACUCCAUUGAAGCCGUCAAGUAGGUACAUGAAUUCACUGUCGCAUCUGCGUCUUCUGACCAACACAGCUAACUCUCAAGGAGCCUCGUGAGACCUCUCCUAUCCCUGCCAGUGCUGUUACACUGCAGCAAGAGAAGUCCUGCUUGAAUGCUCUGUCUUCCUUUUUAUUGCUUUUAUAUGUAUACUUUUUGUAUUAUAAGGAGUGCGUCUUCUGUGUUAAGAUGCCAAGAAGCUGGAGAAUAUUUCCAAAGGAGCUAUCUGUAACAUUUUGGUGUAUUGGGAUAAACAAGUAGUGGCAUAGAUUAAAACAAGAUGUGACUUUCAUGCAGCGGUUAUUAAUUCUUAGACCGUGGAUUGGGCAUGAACAAUUUUGUUCAACAGCACUAAAUGAUGUUUUAGAUGCCUUAGGGAUUAUCAUGCAUACCAUUGUUCAGUCAGCAUUUGACCACUGAGCUAAACGAGAGGAUAUCAAUUGGUCAGAUGUGAUUAUUCAGAAUUUUUUGUUGGAAUUUUGAGUUGCAUUGCUUGAAUGUAAAUUUGGGAGCAGUUUGAUACAAGAUGGGCAUCUGAUACAUGGAGGGAGUAAACAGGGCAACAUGCAGGGCACACUGCAACAGCUGUUGAUAGCUGUCAGCAGAAAUUUGAAACUAAUAAGGACAACUUCAUAAUGUGGCUGUCUACUUAAUGAGAUUUGGCUUAUUUUGUGCAAUAAACAUGUCUGGGUUAAAUAUGGAUUAAUAAUAGAACUAUCAUGCAGGAAGAAGAAAACCAGCAGUGAUAUGGAGUGUCAUAAUUUGCAGAAUGGCGAAUGUGCAGGUUACUCAAAUAAUACAAAAGAUAAAUGACGUACUGUGAUUAACAACUUGAUCUAUAUUCCAUCAAGUAAAUGCAAGAAAUCUGAAUUAUGGAAUUUUUCAUACAAUGAGUAUAGCUUUACGUUUAAUCUUGCUUUUGUUUAUUCCAAAUUUAAGUCAUAAUCUGCAGGUGAUACAUUUCAGCAUGGAAUUGCACAAAAUGGACAAUUUUCUGAGUAAACAUGAUGCACACUGCCUGCAGCAGAGCCUUACUGUGCCUUACCUUUGUGUGCUUGAAGCAGGCACUGUAAUGAACAGGAAUGUAACAACUCCAAAUUUCGUGCAACUUUUUUGUUGCACUUUGGUUAAGAAGUUGUACUAAAAGUAAAGCAAGGAAUCUUGCUGUACCAUGUGUGCAUCAUGUGAUGGUGUUAAUAUUAUUCACAUUCUUGGGCCAACCCAUGAUGCACCUGAUUUGUUGAUCUGUUGUCAGACUGAAUGUGCAAGUGGAAUGGUAUUUUUUAAGGGCGGGGCACUACUUGAUGCAGAUGCAUCUUUGAAUUUUCUAGCUUCUAUGAUGUAUUUCAUUUUAUGUAAACAUUGUACAUUUAUAUAUUGUAAUAUGUACCAUUAUGCAGCUUAUUUUGCUUAUAACUGUUAAAAUUGACAAUAUCCUACCUGCAAGACAGAUGGGAAGGUGUAUAAUAUCCAGACGUUCAAAAAGUUCAGAUGUUUAAUGUAAUUUGUCAUUUGUCUUGUAAAAACACUCUAAUUAAAGGUUUACUAGGGGUUUUUAAAA